Messenger RNA from Plenodomus lingam JN3, 2013 nucleotides. The record is from RefSeq and is a predicted model, not a curated record. NCBI's taxonomy places the organism in Eukaryota, Fungi, Ascomycota, Dothideomycetes, Pleosporales, Leptosphaeriaceae.
AUGGAGCAUCAACGUUGUUAUGUGUACGAGCCAUCAGAGUCAGAUGAGCGACCUGCAAAGCGUCAACGCAAAAGCACAUACGACCCGCACGCUCAAUUGUCUGAACGACUCAAAGUCUACCACAAUCUAUGGACCCAACAAGAGCAGCGAAUCCAUCGCCAGGACACAUUAGAGGGAGCGGAUAGCGCAACCCAGGAAAAUAUUGUCAACUUCAUCACGAAAUCGUCCGGCUCUUCAGAUGACACAAAAUCUGCUAUUCCCACAGCUCUCGUAAUCGCAGGCCCCAGCAUCGCAUCCCAUGGUCCUUUUUUCGACCGCCUGGGUCGAAAGAUUAAAGAGGAUGCGAACAGCGCGUACGUCUUGCUAACUUCUAGCGAAUGUCCAAAUCUCAAAGCACUGCUUAAGACGCUUAUCAAGAAAGCCACCUCACGCAUUGAGGACGACGAUGAAGAUGAAUCAGAUCGGCCAGUGAUGUCUUCUAGAAAUGGACCCAAGUUGCUUAACUAUGAUCUUGGACACAUCCAAGAAUGGUUGAAGAAGAGCCAGGCAUCGAGCCUUGUUGUUGCUAUUCAGGACAGCGAAGCAUUCGACGCUGCAUUACUUGCUGAUAUGGUCGAUCUUUUCCACUCAUGGCUUGACCGCAUACCAUUCGUUCUGUUAUUCGGCAUAGCUACUUCCGCAGAGAGCUUCGAAGAACGCAUGUCAGGCAACUCAUUACGCUAUCUUGAGGGUGAGAAAUUCGACGUCAUCCAGUCGGAUGAUAUCAUCGAGAAGCUAUUCCGCGCGACCGUGGCAAAUACAGAUACCCGGCUGUGCGUUGGGCCAACUCUGUGUCGUCGUAUGUUGGACCGACAGAAAGAUCACCUGCAAAAUACACAGGACUUUUGCGAUGGACUCAAGUACGCUUACAUGUCGCACUUUUAUGGAAGCUACCCCACAAUCUUCUUGAAUGAAGACUUACCCUUUGAAGACUUUUCUCCAGCGGCUUUUGAAGCUGCUCGCAACUUGCCCUCGUUUCGGAAGCAUGUAGAGUCUGCGCUGGAGACUGGUCAAGUUCAGCAUGUGCGCCAAUUACUCGAAGCAGACGAAUAUCUGUUUGAACAAAUUUCACGACACAAAGCAGUUGGGUUCCAAGCUCUUUCGGCGCUCAGUCAUGCCACUCAAGUGCUUGCGAGUAUACGCGAAGUCCUUCAGAUAUCGCCCAAGGCCCGGUUGUCAACUAUCUGGACUCGCUCAGCAGCAGGAGAAAUCAGCGGCUCACCCCUCUUACGAGAGACUAUGUUGUUGACCAAGAAGGUCUCCUCAGACAAGUUGGUGGAUCUCCUUGCGGUCUUGGAAGAGUUCGUUGGUGACUAUUUUUCGAUUGACCUAGGAUCUUUCAAACAAGAGCUUGAUGUUCUCUUGAAAAACAACGAUACCAAUGCGCCUCUUCGUACGCAGCAUGAUGUUCGUAACGACAGUCUCAGGACCACGGUCGUUGCACAAAAGGUGCUACUAAGUAAACACAAGGCUGCGCUCUCGGAGCAGGACAAAGCAUACUCGGAUCUGGUCGGUCGUUUCUACGAUGCACUUGAACAAUAUUUCUCGGAGUCUUUUAUUGAUCCUCGAACAUUGUUCCUAGCGGAGAUUCUAAUUUACGAUCUAAAGUCACCACACACAGAGGUCUUCCAGGCCAAGCCACGCUUCGCCAUCGAGCGGGCACUUGCCUCCCCCCACGACUAUCUGGGUUGCGAAUGCUGUACUGGAGUUAAUGGGAACGUAGCUGCACUCUCUGCGACUCAGCCUGCGACCGCGAUUGUGUAUCAGAUGUACCUCGAGUCUGGUACAUUAAUGAAUGUGAGCGAUCUGUGGUCUGCAUUCAACGCAAUAGCAGGUGAUGGGGAAGAGGAGAACGAGCCCAGGACGAUGGCUCUCUUCCAGCGAGCACUAGCUGAGCUGAGAUACCUGGGUCUUGUCAAGCCCAGCCGAAAGAAGACCGACCACAUCACAAAGACGAUGUGGAAAGGCUUGUAG